UUUACCUUCUCUGUCACUGGCAAAAACUGUCGACACAUUGGCAAGGUCUAAACAUAUUCUUAUCAACCGGGCGCUUCAUUCUCGCUAUAAUGGUGUUCUUAGAAGUUUAUGAGGACUUUGAGAAGGCGGCAGAGCGACUUUAUCUUAAUGCACCUAUGAAGACUCGAUGUGUGCUAAAAUAUGACCACAGCAACUGUUGCCUUAAAGUUAAAGUUACAGAUGAUGUUAUGUGUGUCCAGUAUAAGACCGACAGUCAACAGGAGCUAAAGAAAUUAGAGAAACUGUUGAGCAGUCUGAUGAAACACAUGGCAUCCGACCAGAGAUAACUUAGCUCUGGGCUCUAGAGGUUCAGAGUUUUCCAGUCAUGUUUUCCCUUGCAAUUUACUCUUUGUUAAUAUGAUUAUGUAAUGGUUUAUAUGACAGAUAUUCAGGGUUUUUUUUUUUUUUUUUUUUUUCAACUAUCCAUAGGAGCAUGAAUAUGAUUAUGUAAUGUUUUAUAUGACAGAUUGUCAGGGUUUUUUUUCAACUGUCCAUAGAAGCAUGUGACAUGACACCAGCUUCCAUAAGGAUCAUAUCUUUUGUUUCUUUUUCUUUUUUUCGAAGGGAAUUCUUUAUGGAUAUCUAAUAAAAUAAUAAAAAUGUUAAACUUUAAUAAAGAUACUCUUUAUAUUA
Penaeus chinensis is the source of this 672-nucleotide messenger RNA. It is a transcript of the gene Srp9, whose product is annotated as signal recognition particle 9 kDa protein-like. NCBI's taxonomy places the organism in Eukaryota, Metazoa, Arthropoda, Malacostraca, Decapoda, Penaeidae. Gene Ontology annotation, molecular function: 7S RNA binding. Gene Ontology annotation, biological process: SRP-dependent cotranslational protein targeting to membrane; negative regulation of translational elongation. Gene Ontology annotation, cellular component: signal recognition particle, endoplasmic reticulum targeting. The record is from RefSeq and is a predicted model, not a curated record. The transcript is spliced from 3 exons. The coding region runs from base 90 to 326 and encodes 78 amino acids.